Molecule: messenger RNA, 1135 nt
Organism: Aspergillus candidus
Lineage: Eukaryota; Fungi; Ascomycota; Eurotiomycetes; Eurotiales; Aspergillaceae
Gene: nhp6
Product: high-mobility group nucleosome-binding protein
Exons: 5
Coding region: 307-615 (102 amino acids)
Source: RefSeq, a predicted model, not a curated record
GGUGAGUUCCCUAUAAACAUUCCACACUUUACCAUUGCUUCAACACCACCCACUCAAUUAUUUAUUUCUUCCAACGCACUUCUUGUUCCCUGUUCAAUCUCCCUUCGCGACUUGUCUUUCGCCUUCAUUUUUGUACCAUGACUGCGCGACCUCACUGUCGCGCAUCUUGCGCCCGCCACCCAGAUCUAUAUACUUCUGAUCCAGCAAACCGGCCCAACUGACACAUUCAACUGCACAGGCUAAUUCCGCCGAGCUCAAAUUUCGAAUUUUAUAACUUUUUUCUCGAGUUCGCACUCUCUGUUCAACAUGCCUAAGGAAAAGACCACCCGCAAGGCCCCCAAGGUCACCCGCAAGAAGAAGGACCCCAACGCCCCCAAGCGUGGUCUGUCCGCCUACAUGUUCUUUGCCAACGACAACCGUGAGAAGGUCCGCGAGGAGAACCCCGGCAUCACCUUCGGCCAAGUCGGCAAGACGCUCGGCGACAAGUGGAAGAACUUGAGUGAAACCCAGCGUAAGCCUUACGACGAGAAGGCCGCCGCCGACAAGAAGCGUUACGAGGAGGAGAAGAAGGUUUACCAGGCCCAGGGUGAGGAAGAGGAGGAGGAGUCGUCCUAAUCGAGUCGUUUCCCCCCUCUUUUUUUUCGGUCCUGAUGUGACGGGACUGCCUGGCGUUCUUAUCGUGUCUUUGUUCUCUCUCAUAUGUCUAUGUAUUCGUCGCUUCUGAUAAUUCCUAUUCGUUUGGUACGGGAUGACGGGUGGUUUCUCAUUUGUGUUUUUUCAUGAAGGAUCAAUUGUCCCAUGGGUAUGGUUUCUGUACGGACAAGAUGGGCUUUUCAGGAAGAAUUUGAUCUGAAAUCGGGGUGUUGCCCGGCGCUGUUUGUUUUCCAAAAUGGCGGGAGAACCUUGUUUUCAGUCACUGAGUUACCCAUCGCGUAAUUAUCCAUGCGUAGUAUGUAUCAGCUUCAGGCAGGACGGGGCCGUGAUUCUUAUUCUGACCCUCCGAUGGUGACGAAGAGGUGGGAUGGUGACUAAUGACGAUUGUUUACGUGUCACGCGUCGCCGAUAUCUCCGAUAGUGCCUGAGGCAGCAUCGACUCUCCGUCUCUGCCAGGAUAUCGCCAUGCUCCGGAGCUCUG